This is a messenger RNA of Pseudonaja textilis, 824 nucleotides long. RefSeq names its product intraflagellar transport 25 (gene IFT25). NCBI's taxonomy places the organism in Eukaryota, Metazoa, Chordata, Lepidosauria, Squamata, Elapidae. Gene Ontology annotation, cellular component: centrosome; cilium; intraciliary transport particle B. The record is from RefSeq and is a predicted model, not a curated record. Gene Ontology annotation, biological process: multicellular organism development; intraciliary transport.
UGGGAGUUGAAGUCCACAAAUCCCGGGAUUAAAUGAUCCUUGCCGUCCAUGCCCUGAACUACAAAUUAUCUAAUCCAGAUUUUAGGAUGCCACUUCCGUGCUUCCAAGCGAGGUGCUGCUAGGCAACAGAGGCGCUCGGCCGGUAGGAGGGAAAAGAAGGGACGCUUUGAGGCGGCCGUUUGCGAGGCUUUGAGCAGGGAUGAAGUUUACAGAUUGUUGCCUCAGCUCCGAGGGAGCUGAGGUUAUUUUAGCAACAUCCAGUGAUGAAAUAUACCCGGCGGAAAACAUCAUUGACGGGCGAUCUGAAACUUUUUGGACUACAACAGGGAUGUUUCCUCAGGAAUUUAUUAUUUCCUUUCAUAAAUGUGUGACCAUUAGCAAACUGACAAUUCAAUGUUACUUAGUGAAGAGGCUACGCAUUGAAAAAAGUAUAUCUAAAGAUCCGGUUGAUUUUGAAAAAUUCACUGAAAAAGAGCUGCAGUGUAAAGAUGGGGAGCUACAAACAGAAGAUUUUUCUUUUCCUGAGAUCCAAGCAACAUAUCUUCGAAUCAUCAUUUUAUCUGCUUCUGAUGCUUUUGUGUCAGUUCAUAGGGUGAUAGCAGAAGGAUUGUCGCAUGAAAGUUAAAUGCAAUAUUCAGAUUAUAACAUAUUAAACAUUAAACCUUUUUAAAAAUGUAGCGGGCAUUAACGACUAAGUAUACUAACUGCAGUUGGUAUUUAAUCUUUUCAACUGAAAUUGUAAAAAAAAAAUUCAGCAAUGAACAUUAUUUAAACUGAUAAUUAUUUAUAUGAUGAUGUACAGUAUAUUAUAGCUGAAAUAAAGU